Aspergillus welwitschiae is the source of this 1994-nucleotide messenger RNA. Its product is annotated as SANT/Myb-like DNA-binding domain-containing protein. Lineage: Eukaryota; Fungi; Ascomycota; Eurotiomycetes; Eurotiales; Aspergillaceae. The transcript is spliced from 2 exons. The record is from RefSeq and is a predicted model, not a curated record. The coding region runs from base 536 to 1537 and encodes 333 amino acids.
GCCCAGUGACUUUCCCUUUCUCAUGGUGGCUAGACCGUGUGUCGCCUCUAGCUUCCUCUUCUUGUUCUCCCUUCCUCGUCUGUUUCUCCUCUCCAUCUCUUGGCUGUUUUCUUUCAAAUGUGUUCGAUGUUCUGCGACCUGACCUCGCUACUCUCUUCCUUCCUGUUCCUUGGGAUGAGCUAUCACCGUGUCUUGACGUUGCUGUCGAAUCAUUCGAUUCAUGACCUGUAAUUCUGACGACCACAUAGUAUCGCGCCUCACGCUCUGGAGUCAUCCGGCGAUAUCCAAAUUCUCCAAGCUUCAGAAUAUCGGUCUGUACAUGGCCAAAGCUUUGACCCUUGCUUCCAACCCAGAGGAUUUCACGAUCUGUCACCCUUCGCUUCGUCGGACGAACUCCGACAGUCAGCCAACCUAUCUCUUGACGGCCCUUUUUCGUCGAGAUAGCACCCUCGACCUCCUUCCUUUCUCUCCCUUUCCUUUUUCUAGAGCCGGUCAGUAGCCUGCCAGGGCUGUUAGGCUCUAGCGGCGCAGAUGUAUGUCCGCGACGCUGGCGGAUCCGUAUCGAGAGUAUGCUAUUGAUUAUUCUCAACAUGCUACCUGCAAACCUGAGGAACACGCAGGCACGCUUGUUUACCACGCACAGCAGCCGCAUCUCCAGCACCAUAAGCAGCCCGAGCCUCCAUUCUCUCAGGGAGCCUCUCAUAGCACGACGGCAUUUGAGCAACAUCAUGCGAACGCGACCGUGUUAUCAGCAGCCACUCAGCAACCGUCAGUUCAUGAUAUGUCGCAGAGCGUUGUCCUCGGCCCGCCCCAGAUGCUCCCACGACACCUUCCAGUGCAGUAUCCACCUGCCAGCUUCGAAAUCCCGCCUAUCCAGCGCGAGAAAAAACGCCAUCACUCGGAGACCGAAGAGGAUGGGAACCCCGACCAUGGCCUGCGGCCGCAGCUAUCAGUCCUCUCAGCUGACGCCCCUCACGAACCCUCGCACUCUCCCGAAAUGCUCUUCGGUGUCCAUGGCGCAUCAUCUCAGCAGCAUCCCAUGUCAAACCAUGGCUUUGGGCCCACGGACUCUGUGGCCCUGCCGCAACAUCACCAUCACCAUCGACUCCCGCCCCAUGCAGCGCUGCGCGCCCCAGGGCGUCAUGGAGUGAAUGUGGAAUCUCCUCCUUUGCCCUCGGGCCCGCCGAGUGUGGUGGGCCAGCCUGGAAUGCCCGAUCCAGCCCCCAGGCCUCGAGGACCAAAACUGAAGUUUACUCCCGAAGAGGACGCUCUACUGGUGGAGCUGAAGGAAAACAAGAACUUGACGUGGAAGCAAAUUGCAGACUUCUUCCCGGGCCGAACAAGCGGCACCUUGCAAGUCCGAUACUGCACCAAGCUGAAGGCUAAGGAUGUAGCUUGGAGUGACGAAAUGGUACAAAGGCUGCAGCGGGCAAUGCACGAGUACGAGAACGAUCGGUGGCGCAUCAUUGCAGGGAAGGUUGGAAAUGGCUUCACCCCAGCUGCUUGCCGCGAGAAAGCCAUGCAGCUCCAUGAGUAAAAGCGUUGGGGAAUUCUCAUAUUUAUAUCUACUGUCGCCAGAUUCGGCCCUGCUUGGACCCUCUGAUCUCCUUACUCUCCAUAUUGGUUCAAAUGUCGGGUCUCCGAUAGGGCUGGUGGUGCAGGCUUGUUGUAGGCACGGGAGGAUGAUCAGCAUAACUCUGAUUCACUAUAGGAACGGGUUGAUGUAAGGUAUUAAGUGAUGUAUGAUAAUUCAUUUUAGCCCGGGGGAACAUAUGGCGCCGGCAUUUGUUCGUUCGCAAUGAACCGACACUAGCGUCCGCUCUCGCAGUUUAGCACCGGCUGAUCCCGGGCUGAACGCGGCCAUUGCUCGGCCGGGGCAUGUGUUCCUUAUCUACGGCAGACCGCAGAAGACCACUAGCGCAGAUUGUAGACCCUAAGCCCUAAGCCGGACACCCAAUCGAGUAGGUCUGCGGACCAGGUCACUGCGGGCAGCC